AUGUCUAACAACCCAUCUAAUAUAAUAUCAGACAUAGGAUCAACUAGUGUUGUAGUAAAACCGCUAAAGGUCGGGAGUAACCAGUUUAAAUGCAGCCAGUCGGAGAAUAAAUUGAAAAUCGCCAGUAAGGGAAUCAAAGAGAAGAUAGUGAGCAAAGUGAGGUCUUGGAGCUGCAGGGAAAAAUUCCACAUAAAUGUUAACGCUGACGUCGACUCGCACCUUUUGAAGAACCAGAAAGUCGAGGAUACCGAAACCGAAUCGAUGGAGAACAUAGCGGAUUCGAAUCUGACGCGCGCCCGCGACAGCCUGGAGAACCUGCUGAAGGAGGAGGUGCAGAAGAGCGACGAGUUCAAGAGCCGCUCGACGUCGUCGACCGGCGGGGACUUGAAGAAGAACGCGCGCGCGCCCGAAGCGCCGAAAUCGUCGCCGGACACGUCGAAGACCGCCGGCAAGCACACCAUCUGGGAUCCGUUCGACAAGAAGAGCAGGAAGAAUCGCAAGGAGCAGGGCAGGAAGAAGAAGAACAAGAAGCACAACGUCGAGCAACCCAAACAGGAGUGCUCGACGAUGCACAUGGAAGGAAAAUCGUGCUUGGUGAAGCAGCGCGAGGAGAAUAAAGAGACCGCCGACGAUACUGAAACGCUCGAUGACGAGUAUAUUUAUAAGUACAAAUAUUUUCCGAAAAAUAGUAAAUCCGUUGUUUUUACGAACGAAGUGUUUGUGGUGUACUUUAAUGGUAACGACGUUUUCGAGUCGAGAGAGCCCUUAAAAAAAGACGUCGAACAACAAGAGAGGAAUAAGGAAAUGAGGCAAGGCCAUUUACUUCGGACUCAAGAAAAAUAUAACCUAUGUCUUUAUUAA
This is a messenger RNA of Phyllotreta striolata, 861 nucleotides long. NCBI's taxonomy places the organism in Eukaryota, Metazoa, Arthropoda, Insecta, Coleoptera, Chrysomelidae. The record is from the annotation of a GenBank genome assembly.